GAUGUUGUAACGGCUGGUGUUACAUUUGAAAAGUCUCCCGUUUAACUGCAGUUGUAAAAGGUAAAAUUAAAUUUUCAUCACAAUUAAGAAAGUGGCACACAUCCUCAACACUUUUCCUUUUGUGAAUUGAUUUAUUUCAUAAAAUUAAGUUUCUUCGCUUAUUCGUUUUUGCGUUUUUGCGUUUCUGCGUUUUUGCGUUUCUGCUUUUUUACGUUUCUGCGCUUUUUUUUUUUCGCUUUUUCGUUGCUGCCCCCUUUUUUUCUUUCAAUUUUAGCAGUCUUUAAAAACCCGUGCCGUUUUUAACGCACACACGCGUGCAUCUGUACCCUCCCCGCGAAAAGGCGCGUCUGUUUAAGGCACUUUUUGUUGCAAGUGAGAAGACUCACCCUUCCUCCACACUUCAGCACGAAGGCAGCGCAUCGUCGCAACUGUUGUUUUGUUUUCGCUGUUUUUAAGAGGAAAGUCGCUUUCCCGUGUUUGCUUUGUUUAUUUGUUCGGCACGUCACCCGUUAGCCGCCGUACCCUCUCACCGCACUACCGCGCCACUCCCCAAAAUGGCCGCAAAAAUGGAAAAGCAAUGCCCCGUGUGCUACUUCAACUUGCCGGACCCAGAAUCAGCCAUCGCCCCGUACGACACCGAACUGAAUUAUUUCAUGUGGGGACCAGGCUUCGAAUGGCAACCAGAACCAGAGGUUAAAAAUAUAUUAGUGGAGGAGGAAAAUUUUGAAGAGUCCGAACAAUCGGAAGAAUCAGUUGCAGGCUUAGAAGAGUUAGACGAAAAGGUGGAUCGAAGUGAAGCCAAAACUAUGUUCAAUGAGAAGAGCAGCAAUGGAAAAGUAUCCGUAGAAGAUGCCUCACAAAAUGCCAGGAAAUUGGGACUAGCUCCAUCAAGCUUGGACGAGAAGAAAGUUAGAGAUUUGUAUGGAGACAGUUUAACCUACGAGCAGUAUUUAGAAUACCUAGCCAUGUGUGUGCACGAUAGGGACAACAUGGAAGAGCUGAUUAAAAUGUUUUCACACUUCGACAAUAACGCCUCUGGAUUUUUGACCAAAAACCAAAUGAGGAACAUUUUGACAACUUGGGGAGAUGCCUUGACCGAGCAGGAGGCCAACGACGCGCUCAAUGCGUUUUCCUCGGAGGACCGAAUCGACUACAAGUUGUUCUGUGAGGAUAUUUUGCAGUAG
Molecule: messenger RNA, 1184 nt
Organism: Plasmodium vivax (malaria parasite P. vivax)
Lineage: Eukaryota; Apicomplexa; Aconoidasida; Haemosporida; Plasmodiidae
Product: myosin A tail domain interacting protein MTIP, putative
Exons: 1
Coding region: 555-1184 (209 amino acids)
Cellular component (GO): myosin II complex
Molecular function (GO): calcium ion binding
Source: RefSeq, a predicted model, not a curated record